AUGGAACGAUUUCUGGACAACUACGGGUCACCGACUAGCACCCGUUUCCAAAGUACGCUAAGACAGAUACAAACAACAUCAGCCAGUGGGGGAAAACAGCCCAGAGCCGUAGCUGAACAUACCAAAUACAAGGCCAAAGAUAUUGACAAAAAUUCCUGUGGGUUUGGCUUCCCAUCAGAAUACAGGAGGGAUGUUGCCGAGUAG
Messenger RNA from Opisthorchis viverrini, 204 nucleotides. RefSeq lists its product as hypothetical. NCBI's taxonomy places the organism in Eukaryota, Metazoa, Platyhelminthes, Trematoda, Opisthorchiida, Opisthorchiidae. The coding region runs from base 1 to 204 and encodes 67 amino acids. The transcript has 2 exons. The record is from RefSeq and is a predicted model, not a curated record.